This is a messenger RNA of Larimichthys crocea (large yellow croaker), 4730 nucleotides long. RefSeq names its product chondroitin sulfate synthase 1 (gene chsy1). Gene Ontology annotation, molecular function: glucuronosyl-N-acetylgalactosaminyl-proteoglycan 4-beta-N-acetylgalactosaminyltransferase activity. The transcript is spliced from 3 exons. Gene Ontology annotation, cellular component: Golgi cisterna membrane. The record is from RefSeq and is a predicted model, not a curated record. NCBI's taxonomy places the organism in Eukaryota, Metazoa, Chordata, Actinopteri, Sciaenidae. The coding region runs from base 706 to 3105 and encodes 799 amino acids.
CUAUGAUACUGGAUUCUCUCUCCAUGGCAACGGCAGCGGAGGCUCACGGGUAUUGGAGUACUUGACAAUUAUUAAAAGAAAUGAGCCAAAAUGUGUUAUAUCUCGUAAACAACGUCGAAAUAUAUGAUAAAGCUGGUCCUAAUGUAAACAUAUAUGGCUUCUAUAUCAUCCGGGAGACUUGUGUGUCUCUACGUGAAGCAGAGUUAGUAAGAAGCGAAGUGGCGGACCCUCCCACUCCGCGACUCACCCAGCCAGCCAGUCAGAGCUCUGCUACGGAAAAUCCGCUGGGUCAAAAACACUGUUAACUCGCGACGGCGAUCUCGACGGUCUCGACAUUCUUCCAAUGGCGAGAUAAUGAUGAGAACAGGGGGCCGCUGUUCAAGGCAAAGGAAAAAAAAGGGGGCUGCCGUGUAAUGCGCGACCAGGUGUUUGUUGAAUGUCGCCGCCCGUGAUCGAUAGCGACGGAUGGUCGGAGCGAGCAGCGGCGGAGAACGGUUCAGGUGGCGGCUUCAAGGAGACUGCUGUGAUGCUACGUAGGCAACUGGAAGAAAAGGGCUUUUCUACCAUGAGAGAGUGUGUGUGAGACACGAGAGCUCUGCUUUUUGUUUUUAUUUUUUAUUUUAUUUUUUUUUACAAAAACGCUUUUUUUUUUUUUUUUUAGGAUCAUUGGGAUACACAGCGAGCUGGUGAACUUUUUUAGGGGGAAUGGCAGGUCGAAGCCGAAGAGCAUGGUUUAGUGUUCUGCUGGGACUGGUUGUCGGGUUCACGCUGGCUUCCAGACUCAUUUUACCCAAGGCGUCCGAGUUGAAGAAAGCCGGACAAAAACGGAAAGCCAACCCCGCCGGCUGCGGGUUGAACAGGGGUCUCAUAAGGGAAUACGGCGGAAUACAAUGGCCACCGCAAGAUAACGGUUCACCGGCGACCGAGAACCCUGGAGCCAGGUCUAAUAAUUUCCUGUUCGUUGGUGUCAUGACCGCCCAGAAGUACCUGAACAGCCGAGCCGUGGCGGCACAUAGGACGUGGGCUCAGACAAUUCCAGGUCGUGUCGAGUUCUUCUCCAGUGAGGGCUCCGACACCUCCAUACCUAUUCCCAUAGUGGCACUGAGGAAUGUGGACGACUCGUACCCACCCCAGAAGAAGUCCUUCAUGAUGCUCAAGUACAUGCAUGACCAUUACCUGGACAAGUACGAGUGGUUCAUGAGGGCAGACGACGACGUCUACAUCAAGAGCGAGAAGCUGGAGGGUUUCCUGCGCAGUCUCAACAGCAGCGAGGCCAUCUUCCUGGGCCAGACGGGCAUGGGGGCCCGGGAUGAGCUGGGGAAACUGGCCCUGGAGCCCGGGGAGAACUUCUGCAUGGGGGGGCCCGGGGUGAUCAUGAGCCGCGAGGUCCUUAAGAGGAUGGUGCCCCAUAUCCGAGAGUGUCUACAGGAGAUGUACACGACCCAUGAGGACGUGGAGGUGGGCAGGUGUGUCCGAAGAUUCGCCGGCGUACAGUGUGUCUGGUCCUAUGAGAUGCAGCAGCUCUUCUAUGAAAACUAUGAACCAAAUAAGAAGGGCUACAUACGAGAUCUCCACAACAGCAAGAUCCACCGAGCCAUCACCCUCCACCCCAACAAGAAUCCUCCCUACCAGUAUCGCCUACACAGCUAUAUGCUCAGCCGCAAGAUCGCAGACCUACGCCACCGAACCAUUCAGCUCCACCGGGAGAUCGUCCAGAUGGGGCGCUACGGAGCGGCUGAACCAAGCAGAGAGGACCUCCAGCUUGGUGUGCCGCCCUCAUUCAUGCGCUUCCAUCCGAGGCAGAGAGAGGACGUCCUGGAGUGGGAGUUCCUGACAGGGAAGUACCUGUUCUCAUCGUCCGAUGGUCAGCCUCCUCGUCGCGGGAUGGAUUCCUCCCAGAGACAGGCCCUGGAUGACAUCAUCAUGCAAGUGAUGGAGAUGAUCAACGCCAAUGCCAAGACACGAGGACGGGUCAUCGAUUUCAAAGAAAUCCAGUACGGCUACCGGAGGGUCAAUCCUUUAUACGGGGCAGAGUACGUGCUUGAUCUGCUGCUGCUGUACAAGAAGCACAAAGGAAAGACCAUGACGGUUCCUGUGAGGAGGCACGCAUACCUGCAGCAGACCUUCAGCCAGAUCCAGUUCAGAGAGGAGGAGGAGAUGGAUGCCAAAGCUCUGGCCAGCCACAUAAACAAGGAGUCCGACUCCCUCUCAUUUCUGUCCAACUCCCUCAAGAUGCUGGUGCCCUUCAAGCUGGCCACCUCGGGCCAGGACCAGAGGGAACCAAAGGAGAAGAAGGUCAACAUCUUGGUGCCUCUGUCGGGUCGCUACGACAUCUUUGUGCGCUUCAUGGCCAACUUUGAAAGAGUUUGUCUGAUCCCCAACCAGAAUGUCAAGCUGCUGAUCCUGCUCUUCAGCACAGACAACAACACUGAGCGGGUGAAGCAGGUGGAGCUGAUGAGGGAGUAUCACAUGAAGUAUCCCCGCGCCGAGAUGGAGAUAAAGCCCGUUACCGGCUCCUUCUCCAGGGCUCUGGCUUUGGAAGUGGGCUCCUUGCACUUCUCCAACGAUUCACUGCUCUUCUAUUGUGACGUUGAUCUGCUCUUCACCAGCGACUUCCUCAAACGAUGUCGGACCAAUACCGCCCUCGGGGAGCAGUCCUACUUCCCCAUCAUUUUCAGCCAGUACGACCCCAAGGUGGUGUAUGCUGGGAAGGUCCCCAGCAACAACCACUACGUCUUCACGUCUAAGACGGGCCUGUGGAGGAACUACGGCUUCGGGAUCGUCUGCGUCUACAAGGGAGACCUGGUCCAAGCCGGAGGCUUUGACACCUCCAUACAGGGAUGGGGGUUGGAGGACGUGGAUCUUUUUAAUAAAUUUGUCCAGUCAGGGAUUAAGUUGUUCAGAAGCACAGACACGGGGAUAGUGCACGUCCACCACCCCGUCAUAUGUGACCCCAACCUGGAAGCGAAGCAAUAUAAGAUGUGCCUGGGCUCCAAAGCCUCGUCGCACGGCUCCACCCAGCAGCUGGCCGAGCUCUGGCUGGAGAAGAACGACCACGGCUUCAGGAGACUGGCCAGCAAUAACGGCUCAGUUAGGACAGCGUGAGAAAAGCCAGGCUGCAAACUUGUCAUGAACUGAACCUGAAGCUGGUCUGUGCUCACUUCCUCUCCUCUUAGUGGUGUUUUCACUACCUAAUUUAUUUUUUACUGAAAUGACUUCACAUGGAUAUAUUUUGAAAAUAUGUCUUUUUUUUAAAAAAGAAAAAGAAAGAAAGAAAAUCUACAGAAACGCCAUGAUGAACAAUUCAUAGACACAGCCAGCGUGGAAGUUUUCAUUAAUGAUAGAAGGAAUAUCGACCAAUAUUCUGGUGUGAGCCUGAUCACAGCAGGGGGGCCUGAGGCUCCUGCAGCCUGUUACGUGUCACGUGUCAGGACGGUGGGAGAGCGGGAGGCAGAGGGGUUUUUUUUUUAACGUGUACCUCAGUGAAGUACACCAUCAUGGUCCUUAAAUAUUCUAUUGUCUCGUGUGCAGAAAACAGACUGGUGUCCAUGUACUCUCAGACCAGCAGUGCUCGAAAACGUAACUCUUGAUUGUGAAUGUUUACAAAAGACUGAUUCUAAAAAAACAACGUUUCAUGGGUGAAAUUCAAUCACAGCUAUCUCAAUAAUUACAACGGGCCAUCAUUUUAAUUUGAUCUCUCCUGAUUUUACAGUGGUUUUCCUUUUUCCCCCAUCUGCUUUUUACGGUUUUGGUAAUAUGACACAACACUGUUACUGCAGGAUUUCAUUGUAUUUUUCCUUUAUUAUUAAUUUCUGUGAACCCAACUGCUGGAUUUUAUAUCUGCAAUUCAUCCUUUGCUGUCUAAUUUAUUGAAUUUGCAGGCUCCAUUUUUCGACUUUCUGACUGUUGAAAUGUGUAUAUUGGAAAGAUUGUAUAACCAUGUCAGUUGUGGGAUAGUGUUUUUUUAUGUUCCUUUUCUUAAACUCAUUAUCACCAAAGAGUUUUGCACAGUCUGCUUUAGGUAUCAUGUUGCCUGUGUGUGUGUGUGUGUGUGUGUGUGUGCGUGUGUGCGUGUAUGUAUGUGUGUGGGUGGUGUUUUGCAGGCACAAACAUGAAACUGGCUGUAUAAUGAAGAGUAAACACAAAAGCUCUGUCUAUCCCAGGCCUUUCUGAUGGGUGAAGCGGGAACCAGUCUGGCCUUCUUUUUUUUUUUAUUCCAGUGGGUUGACAUGGGGAGCAGCGCUCUGGUCGGCCAGCUCAAAGUCACACAUCACUGUGUCUUUUUUUUUGUUUUGUUUUGUUUUGUUUAACUUUCUUUUAUGUUGAAAUAAAAAAAGAAGUGUUGUGGCUGGUCCCGGUCUACAGAGGUGUGGCUUCAGCGCUCGAUUCCAUUGAGCCGUGAUGUGAAAAGCCCACAUUGUCUGGUCCUGUGUUACAGGUUUGAGGGCUGAACAUUUCCUUUGCAGCAGGCCUCGAUCACUGUCCUGCUCCUGCCUGCGUCGCCUAUAGGCAGGUACUGUACGUUGUAGCACUCCAUCGGGGGGGGGUUUAAUGCUCCUCUUUCAGCAUUACAUCGCGAAUGGCUGAUUUUAAGACUGGUGUAAUAGGAUGAGUCAUUUUUUUAAAAAAAUUUCUUUGACUUUUUUUGUAAUUUUUGUUCUUUCAACUCUGCCCAGCUGGGCAAGGUUUUCUAUUUAAAAAGAAAUAAAACGGGGGGAAAAUGAUCCAAA